Molecule: messenger RNA, 1062 nt
Organism: Cynoglossus semilaevis (tongue sole)
Lineage: Eukaryota; Metazoa; Chordata; Actinopteri; Pleuronectiformes; Cynoglossidae
Product: PDZ domain-containing protein 2-like
Exons: 7
Coding region: 116-640 (174 amino acids)
Molecular function (GO): protein binding
Source: RefSeq, a predicted model, not a curated record
AUUAAGAACUGUGACUGUUAGCACUUCUAAUGGUGAGACUUAGAGAGAUACAUUUCCAUUGUGUUGUGUGCUUUUAUUUCUUUUGCAGCCCAGAGAAGGCAGCUACAUUUGGAAGAUGCACAUGGUGAAAGGUCAAGAGGGCCUGGGUAUACAGAUCACAGGCUCCAGGCGCUCUCCUCAUGGCAUCGUUAUAGCUCACAUAGAAGACGGUGGAGCCAUUUACAGGGAUGGCCGUCUCUAUGCAGGUGAUGAGUUGCUGAUGAUCAAUGGUCAGUCUCUCGUGGGUCUCACUCAUCAAGAGGCUGUAGCUAUCCUCCGCUCCACCACCGGUCUGGUCCAGCUGGUGGUGGCCAGCAGGGAGGAGUCAGACGUUGGAGUCGAUCACUUCCCCUCCACCAGUCUGCCAGACCUGGUCAGCACCUGCGAUUGCUCAUCAGCGCUCUCUCACUCUUCUUUCCCUCGCCCACCCCAGAUCUCCAGAAGCAGCAUAAGUCUUCACAACAUUCUCCCGGUGUCUAACCUGGAGAAACUGGAAGAGCAAAGUCCAGCAGCAGCCCUGUACCCACCAAACUCAGCGGUCGGUCCCAAGGCGGGAGCAGUCAUUUGGAGUCUGUGGGCGAAGACGACGAGCUCUUUGUAGCGAACGGUGUGUGCAAAGUAGCAGACAAACCUCCGCCUGGUCGACGUAAACACUCUACCUCAACAACUAGAUACAACUGGAGUGAGACAGGAUUAUCAUAUCAUUAAGAAAUCAGCUCGCUCCCUGAGCACCGUUCAAGUGGAGUCUCCAUGGCGUCUGGCUCAGCCAUCCAUUAUCUCUAGUAUAGUGCUGAUGAAAGGCCAGGGCAGGCAUCUAGUCCCUCCAUAACAGAAGCAGAAAGCAGUCCUGGGUACAACCAGUCAACUGAGAACUCGUCUCUUCCCCUUCACCACCAUAAAGAAGAGCCUCUGCCGCCCACCGCCAUUGCAUCCAGCCCUUCAUCAGUGCGUAGCCCUCUCCUCCGUCAGAGGAGGGUGAUGUGCUUCGACGAGCUGAUUGAUAACCAUGAGUCGGAAAUGACU